CCGCCGCCACUUACGCUGCGAUCGCAGCAGAGUUCCAAGUCCCGGUCGAGCCUGCCGCCCCUCCAGCCACUUUUGAUAGCCCGGCGGAGCCUCGAUGAGUGGCCGCAGGCGAGCUCAGAUGACAUUGGGCAGUGGUUGCCCCCACAGCUGCCAUUGACCCUCGGUGGCGGCAUGAGAGGUAACCCUGGUGAAAGGUUGAAACUUGAUCUCUGCUCAAUUCAGAUGAACAAUGAUAGGAAUUGCAAUAAUGGCAGUAAUAUUAGUGGUAAUAAUAAUAGUUGUAACAAUAAUGGUGUUAGUGGACUCAUGAAGAGGGAUAGAAUUGCAUUUUUUGAUAAGGAGUGUUCAAAGGUUGCUGAACAUAUUUACCUUGGUGGUGAUGCUAGUGCUAAGAAUAGGGAUAUAUUGAAACAGAAUGGGAUCACUCAUAUCUUGAACUGUGUUGGUUUUGUGUGCCCCGAGUAUUUUAAGGCUGAUUUUGUGUAUAGAACAUUGUGGCUUCAGGAUAGUCCUUCAGAGGAUAUUAGUAGUAUCUUGUAUGAUGUGUUUGAUUACUUUGAGGAUGUUAGGGAACAAGGUGGUAGGGUGUUUGUGCACUGUUGUCAAGGUGUGUCUAGGUCUACUUUGUUGGUGAUUGCAUACCUCAUGUGGAGGGAAGGACAGAGCUUUGAUGAUGCUUUUCAGUUGGUGAAGGCUGCAAGGGGUAUUGCCGAUCCGAAUAUGGGGUUUGCUUGCUAGUUGUUGCAGUGCCAGAAGAGGGUGCAUGCAGUUCCUCUUAGUCCUACCUCUUUGCUUAGGAUGUAUAGGAUGGCUCCACACUCGCCUUAUGAUCCUUUGCAUCUCGUCCCCAAAAUGUUAACGGAUCCUUCGCCUCCCACAUUGGA
Messenger RNA from Arachis ipaensis, 884 nucleotides. NCBI's taxonomy places the organism in Eukaryota, Viridiplantae, Streptophyta, Magnoliopsida, Fabales, Fabaceae. The record is from RefSeq and is a predicted model, not a curated record.